GAGAGAGAGAGAGAGAGAGAGAGAGCAUGUACAUAUGUGUCCGUAUGUGGGUGUAUGUAAACGUGAUAUACGUACUACGUGCACGUUGAAUCAUUACUUCUCAUAACCUUUUUAUGAAUACGAAAUAGCAGCAGAUGCAAUUAGACAAUCUUAAAAAGAUGUGGUUAAAUCCGUACGUCUUGUAGCCGGCGAGCGAAGACGAAGGGAUAGUAGACGAAUACUAGGUAUAUUAUCCAAUGGAGUGGACCGUGUACUCGUGAUUAUCGCCGAUUCGAACGUGAUCAUAUCAUGGCCUCGUCAAAUAGAAGGAUUCAAAUCGGCUCCGCUUGGUUUCAAACAAAAAUUAACCUAAGACCACAGCGUCGAGGUAUUCAUCAUGUCACCGAGGAGAUUUUACGAAGAGUCCCCGAACUGUGCGAGUUCUCCGUCGGGCUUUGUCAUAUACAAAUUCUUCACACAUCGGCGAGUUUAGCGUUAAAUGAAAAUUGGGAUCCGGAUGUGAGAGACGAUGUAGAAAUGAUGCUUAAUAGAAUAGUUCCUGAAGGUUUGGCCUACAGACACAGUUGCGAAGGACCGGAUGAUAUGCCAGCACAUAUAAAGGCAUGUUUUAUCGGCUCUUCGUUGAGUAUUCCAAUAACUGAUGGCAAAUUGACUUUGGGUACAUGGCAAGGAAUUUGGUUGUGCGAACACCGUAAUGAAGCUGGAAGUCGCAAAGUAGUUAUUACAUUAACCGGUUGCCCCAGGGAUCCUGCACGUAGCCCUUCAAGCCCUGUUAGUCCUAUUGCUUCUACUAGCAGCUAGGACCACUCACACCCCCGAAGGCGUAGCAAACGUCAGCUGCGCAUAUCUACAUCCAGUGAUUCGAGCUAGCAGCUGCUUAAACUUAGUCAAAUUCUAAGAGUAUAAAUUCAAGAAAGAGUGUACGGAUACUUCUGAAAACGCAUUCCUUUAUAUCUAUUAUUAUUAUCGACGAUUUCAGCCAUUCCCUUUUUUUAUAAUAAAUACAAUAUAUCGUAGGAUUCCAUCGUUAGUCGGCUUCUGUAUGUUCUCGUGCUUAGUUCAUAUCAACUCAGAUUUGUUUCUUUCAUAAUAUUAACGUAAUACACUUGAACAAGCUUAUAUACGUAUGUCGGAUACAUUCCUAUUUCUAUUGCAUGAUUUCAUUCUGAUCGUAUUGUUCUUAAAUAAUAUGAGAAUAAUUUUAAAUAAUAGCGACUCUCCAAAAAUGUGGUUCAUUAAAAUAUAAUGUUGUUCAGUACAUUAAACUGCCAAGGCAACUGUAUAUUACAGAGCAUUCCGCGGUGAAUAUGUAAACGAAUUAGUAAAUAAGUAUCCUGCACUCUUCUUCAGUGCUCUUAGAUAGUUAAAAUGUAAUGCAUUUCGAUAUGAUGCGUCCAAUACUCCGAAUUUAAUUAAAUAGCUUUAUUUAAAAUACUCCUUUUGUAAAGAAAAAUGAAAAAAACAGACGAUUAAUAAGAAAAAUGGCAUUAACAGUCGCUCGGCCGGGCAUCUUGCAUCAAUUUUUUACAAUAUGCGAUGAUAGACUCUCGGCUCGAGCGCGUGCAAUACGUCAUAACUUUUUGACUCACUGCUUAUCGUAGGGUAGGCAUUUUUAACGACGUUUCCAAUGCAUUUGGGGGUGUAUAUAGAUUACAAUCAACACUUCUUUGCUGUGCUAAUAUAUUUCUGCUAGAAAAUACGUAAAUUACUACGUAAGUUAUACGAUGAUAGUUAUCGAGGCAAGUGGGCAAGACGGUAUGAAAGUAGAACAGUUAAGAGAGCCACCAAAUUAUCGGCAAAUAAUAUGAUUUAGACUUACUGCAUACAUUGUUAGAUACCUAUCAAUAAAAGAGGGAAAGGAUAUAUCCUAGAAAUCUUAAUCCAACGCGAAACAUGAAAUGUCAUCGUAGGGAUUCUAGCACCGCAAAGAGUUGUAAUUAAAAACUAAUAAUUACUUAACGAUGUUACUAAAUUAACCGAAGCUUAUAUCAUGGGAGCUUGUUGACGUAUCUAAUGUACUGUUAAGCAAACAGUCGAUGUUAGUUGUUAAUCCUUGUCAUACAUAGCAUAAAUGGUCGUCCAUUACGAUUAAUGAAUAUGCUUCAACGUGAAGUACUCGAUGCAAUUUCGUAUAGCUUGAUUAUUAAAAGCUCAACAAGUAUGUAACACGUGCAUAUGAACUUAUUUUGCUCGUGAAAAAGGAAAUCGAUUAUCAAUUGAUUCGUACAGAGUUAAAGCACCGAUUAUGUUCCAUACUCGAAAACCAAUCCUUGAAUAUGUAUGAGAAAUGGCUAUAAUAUCCACGUUUAUAACAGUUAACAUUACAUACAAUCCGUUUCAUUUUAUAGAUACUCGCAAAAUAAUUGUUGACAGCAAAAAUACAUUUUCAAACUUAUUGCUAUAUAUAUGUAAUUAAUUAGUCUCUUUCCCUCGCGUAUACAUACACACAGUCAUACAUACUGACGUAAAUAGAAACCAUUUAAUUCGUUGAUGAGGCAACAUUCAUUUUUUAAAAUCGUAAUUUAAAAGGAACAAAUAUGCAUAUUGAUUUCCCUCAACCAUCACGUGUUGUACAGUGAUCGUCAUAUAAUAUUAUGAAGAAGAUUUACAAAUUGACAAAUUUACAAAUGCCCAUUGAUUAAUUUGUAGAGUGUAAAACAAAUUACAAGCUAUAUAUUUAUCAUGCCAUGUGUCUUGUAAAAAAAAACAAUUUCAUAAUUUAUACAAGUAAUCGAAGUUAAGCUUCUACGAAGUUUAAGUAAAUUCUAAGCACCGUAUACAAUGUCACUUUUCAUUUACAUGUGUAUCCAUACGUAUGAUACGGUUAAGUUGAUUUCCAUUUUCUAACAGAGAAAUUGUUUUCCCCACGCAGAGAAAUGUUAAGAAGACAUUCGUGUAAUAUAAUUGAAUGCAAGGUUUGAUACCACGUUCGUUGCCGUUGUCAUCCUAUCUACGUGUAUUAUAAACAAGUGAAAUCUUGUAUUUAUUCGUAUUUUCUGAUUUAUAUUUUGCCCCAUAUACAUUGAUAAAAGUACGUGUACGGUGAAUGGUUCAAACAAGGAAUGGAAUGUAACUCCGUGCAGACGUUUACGUUUUUGUCUCAACUGAUUUCUAAUUUAAGAAUCUUAGCUAUUUUACUGCAACUAAACUAAAUAACCUCGAUUGAAACCAAUUAACAAUUCUUUGGAAAUAGCUAAUGAAAAGAACUGGAACACAUGCGUGGAUUAUUGUACGAAGUGAAAUUGAACAUAUAAUCACGUGUUUUCGAUUUAUUUAAGUUAUUUCAUAUACUUAUACAAUUUUCUAAGCGUAUUAAAAUAUGAUUAGUUUUUAUUUAGCUGGAUAUAGUGGACCUACCGUAAUGAAAAAUCGUAGGAAAGGGAUACAUACGUUAGGAUUAUACAUACAGCUUGAAAUAAAAUCUCAUUAUACGACGUGAAGGAAAAUGAUUUUACAAGGAUACUGUAAUCUUCGCCGUAUUUCAUUUUUGUACCGAGCUAAUACAUUUAAACGAACAUCAAUCAAAAAA
Ceratina calcarata is the source of this 3529-nucleotide messenger RNA. RefSeq names its product UPF0047 protein YjbQ. Bases 289 to 801 code for a protein of 170 amino acids. The transcript is spliced from 5 exons. The record is from RefSeq and is a predicted model, not a curated record. Lineage: Eukaryota; Metazoa; Arthropoda; Insecta; Hymenoptera; Apidae.